GCAUGCGCAGGUGUCUUGCGCUACCCGGAAGUGCCUGCAUAAACGUGUAAGAAUAAUGGAAUUAUUUUGCUGCUGAAUAUUUUUUUUAGUUGUUUUGAUUUUUUUUUACACGUACAAAGCUGAUCGAGCAGAAUGCCAGGCUUUGAGUUGGAGCAGGUGGACGGAGGAGUAGGAGGAGAGCCCAUUGACCUGCCACACGGAGACACUGUGAUCGGGAGAGGACCAUUUCUGAGCGUGAGCGAUAAACGAGUGUCCAGGAACCACGGCAUUCUGGAGAACGUGGACGGACGGCUGCGACUCAAACCCACGCACGUGAACCCCUGCUUCGUUCAGACGUCUCCGGACGCGUCGCCGCGACCGCUAGAGGAGGACCGAUGGCACUGCCUGAAGGACGGCUCCAUCUUCUCCCUGCUCCCGGGGAAAUACAUCUACAGAGUGCGUGCUGUCGCAGAGGAAAGAACACCCAGGAACAGCCAGGGUUUUGAGGAGGAGGAGGCGGACGAUGAGGUGAUGGAGAUUGAGAUGGUGUCGGAGACGGAGCAGAACUCUAAAUCCUCCCGAUCGUGCGAGGAGACAUUAGCGUACACUCCUCAGGCCAAGGACAGUCCGUCUUUCGUCUACGAGUCAACAACGAGAGCGGACCCUGCCGCGUCUAAACAGGUCGGUGGCGAUCCUCUCUCUUCUUGUAAAUCUGACACUCCUAACUCUCUGACUCCUCGUAAACAACGAGUUCUUCCCGCGUGGAUGAUGGACGUCGCUCCUGCAGCCCUGAACACAUCACCAGCGAAAGCCGCGGCGAAACGAGCCCCAGCUCGCACAGUCCGGAACACGCCUUCAUCCAAACACCCGGCAGGACCCAAACGACCCCGGGCUAGGCCGCCUUCGUUAUCAGGAGACGAGGACGAGGAGAAAGGGGUCGAGGAGGAGGAGGAGGAUGUGGAGGAAGGGUGCAGCAAGGCCCCCAGAAAGAGAGCGAGGAGGCUGAGGAGUGACCCGGAGGAGAGCCAGCAGGACCAGGUUCCGGUGCCAAAGUCCAGCCGAAGGAGGCCAGCGGAGGACGAAGACGCCGACGCGGCGCAGAAAACAGAUGACGGGGAAAAUGUGAACGAAAGUAAGAGAGCCGAAGACAGUCAGAGGUCCAAAGCUGGAGGCUCAACCUUAAUGCGGGAAGGCGGCGAAAACUCCCAGACAGGCGUGCAGCAGAAGGCUAAAGUGCAGCGCAGGACGCCGUGUCCCUAUGGCACCUCCUGUUACAGGAAAAACCCGAUCCAUUUUCAGGAGUGCAGUCACCCCGGCGACGGCGACUACGAGGACGAGCAGGACGACGAGGACGGCGAAGACGACGAUCGGCCGGAGUGUCCGUACGGCACCGACUGCUACAGAAAGAAUCCACUGCACAAAAAAGAGUACAAACACACUCAACCUCCAGCAAAGACGACCGCACCGGAUGACGAUGACGAUGGUGAAGAACAAGACGAAGACCAGUAUGAGAACAGCUUCGUUAAUGACGACAGCGAGGAAGACGCCGUGGACGAGGAUUCCGACUACGUUCCCGAGUCGGAGGACGACGGGAAAGAGGACGUUAAACGGCUGAAGAAGGAGGCCGAAGCCUUUCUCCAGAGGAAGAAAUAACCGGAGAACCCAACGUUCUUCAGUUGGAUUCCAAGCUAAUCGAAUGGGUGAUGGGAAGAUGCUGAUGAUCUGCGUUGGGGUAGAGGUGUGGUGUGGUGUGGUGGAUCUGCAGGAACAGGAAGGCACCCCAACCUUCGAAUGUAUUUUCCCAAAGCGCUUCCAGAUUUCCAGCCCCACACAGCCUGAGUAAAUACGAGCAGAGGUCUUGCAGGAUGGACAUUUGUGUUUUAGGUCAGUCUGUGCAGCAUCUGGACUCUGGAAUGACUCAGACACAGGGAUAAACUUAACCUGGCACUUCGCCUGACUGUUGUUGUUGGUUUUUUUGUUGUUUUUUUUUUCCCUGAAUGUUUACACCAGUCUCUCUGGAGUCAUUACUCAAUACUGAAGAAAUCUGUAGCCUUAAAGUUCACAAUUUCACAGUAGGAACAUCGUUGCCUAACACUCUUCUGUAUGCUUAGCGUUACUUUCCCGUUAUGUUGCAAAAGCUUUUAUUUAAACGAACGUUCUUACUCCGUGCUCUUUUAGUAAACUUUCAUCCCAACAAUG
Molecule: messenger RNA, 2178 nt
Organism: Ictalurus punctatus (channel catfish)
Lineage: Eukaryota; Metazoa; Chordata; Actinopteri; Siluriformes; Ictaluridae
Gene: aplf
Product: aprataxin and PNKP like factor
Exons: 11
Coding region: 133-1632 (499 amino acids)
Biological process (GO): double-strand break repair
Cellular component (GO): nucleus; site of double-strand break
Molecular function (GO): protein binding; DNA-(apurinic or apyrimidinic site) endonuclease activity; 3'-5' exonuclease activity
Source: RefSeq, a predicted model, not a curated record